ACCCCUGUAUCGUCUUGACGAAUCGCCACCCAAAUCCCGCGAGAGAUUUGAGCAGCCUGCCGAAAUCUCGCGGUUUUCCGAAAAUACGUGAGAGGGACUGCAUUCACCAAAGUAAGGGCUACGUCAUGUCUGAUAGCGAAGACAGUGACUUCUCGGACAACCAGAGCGACCGCAGCAGCGACGGGGAGGCCGAGGAAGUGGAGGAGAAUGAGGAGGAGACGGCUAGUCCGGUGGGCAGCGACAAGGUAGCUGAGGAGGAGGGAGAGGACCUGGAGGACGAGGAAGAAUAUGAUGAGGAAGAGGAGGAGGACGAUGAUGAGCGUCCCAGGAAGAAGCCAAGACACGGAGGAUUCAUCCUGGAUGAAGCCGACGUGGAUGAUGAGUAUGAGGAUGAGGAGGAUCAGUGGGAGGAAGGAGCUGAAGACAUCUUGGAGAAAGUUAACGAGGAGGCUGAAGUGUCAAACAUCGACCAUGUGGUUUUGGACGAGGAUCACUCUGGAUCCAGGCGGCUACAGAACCUCUGGAGAGACUCCAGAGAGGAGGCUCUGGGUGAAUAUUACAUGAGGAAAUAUGCCAAGUCCUCAGGAGGAGAGCAUCACUCUGGAGGCUCUGAGGAACUGUCGGAUGACAUCACACAGCAGCAGCUGCUUCCUGGUGUCAAGGAUCCAAACCUGUGGACAGUGAAGUGUAAGAUUGGAGAAGAGCGAGCGACAGCCAUUGCAUUGAUGAGGAAGUUCAUUGCCUACCAGUUCACUGACACACCACUGCAGAUUAAAUCCGUGGUCGCCCCUGAUCAUGUUAAAGGCUACAUCUACGUGGAGUCAUACAAACAGACGCAUGUCAAGUCAGCCAUCGAGGGCAUCGGGAACCUGAGAAUGGGCUUCUGGAACCAGCAGAUGGUUCCCAUCAAAGAAAUGACAGAUGUCCUCAAGGUCGUCAAAGAGGUCACCAACCUGAAGCCCAAGUCCUGGGUGCGACUGAAGAGAGGCCUGUACAGGGACGACAUCGCUCAGGUUGAUUAUGUGGAGCUGAGUCAGAACACAAUCUCCCUGAAGAUGAUCCCGCGAAUAGACCUGGCCCGAAUCAAGGCCAAGAUGAGUCUGAAAGAUUGGUUCUCAAAGAAGAAGUACAAGAGGCCUGCUCAGAGGCUGUUUGAUGCUGAGAAGAUCAGGUCCCUGGGCGGGGAGGUCAGCCAUGAUGGAGACUUCAUGAUCUUCGAGGGGAACCGUUACAGCCGCAAAGGAUUCUUGUUUAAAAGUUUUGCCAUGUCUGCUGUGAUCACAGAUGGCGUGAAGCCCACUCUGUCUGAGCUGGAGAAGUUUGAAGACCAGCCCGAAGGAAUCGACCUGGAGGUUGUCACAGAGUCAGGUAAGGAGCGUGAACACAACCUGCAAGCUGGUGACAAUGUGGAGGUGUGUGAGGGAGAGUUGAUCAACCUACAGGGAAAAAUCCUGAGUGUGGACGGCAACAAGAUCACCAUCAUGCCCAAACAUGAAGACCUUAAGGACCCUCUGGAGUUCCCAGCUCACGAGUUGCGUAAAUACUUCCGUAUGGGCGACCAUGUUAAGGUGAUCGCUGGGCGUUACGAAGGAGACACCGGUCUCAUCGUCAGAGUGGAAGAAAACUUUGUCAUACUCUUCUCCGACCUCACCAUGCACGAGUUGAAGGUGUUACCUAGAGACCUGCAGCUUUGCUCAGAGACGGCGUCUGGUGUCGAUGCUGGGGGACAGCAUGAAUGGGGAGAGCUGGUUCAACUUGACCCACAGACAGUUGGAGUCAUUGUCCGUUUGGAGAGAGAGACAUUCCAAGUGUUGAACAUGCACGGGAAGGUGCUAACAGUGCGUCACCAGGCAGUGAACCGUAGGAAAGACAACCGCUUUGCUGUUGCGCUCGACUCGGAGCAGAACAACAUCCAUGUCAAGGACAUUGUGAAGGUCAUCGACGGGCCGCACUCUGGCCGCGAAGGCGAAAUUCGACACCUGUUCCGAGGCUUUGCCUUCCUUCACUGCAAGAAGCUGGUGGAGAACGGAGGCAUGUUUGUCUGCAAGACGCGACAUCUGGUGUUAGCGGGUGGAUCCAAGCCAAGAGAUGUGACCAACUUCACUGUGGGAGGAUUCGCUCCAAUGAGUCCUCGCAUCAGCAGCCCCAUGCACCAUGGUGGAGGAGGUGCGCAGCAGAGAGGAGGAGGAGGAGGAGGAGGAGGAGGAGGAGGUGGUGGCGGCGGCGGCGGCGGCCCUGGAGGAGGAAUGGGAAGGGGCAGAGGACGGAGAGACAAUGAACUGAUUGGUCAGACAGUUCGUAUCUCGCAGGGUCCUUACAAAGGAUACAUUGGGGUGGUUAAGGACGCAACGGAGUCAACGGCCCGAGUGGAACUUCACUCCACUUGUCAGACCAUUUCUGUGGACAGACAGCGCCUGACCACCAUGGGAGCUAAGAGACACGGCGGAAUGACGUCGGCACAUGGACGCACGCCGAUGUACGGCUCCCAGACUCCCAUGUAUGGCACCGGCUCCAGAACGCCGAUGUACGGCUCUCAGACACCACUGCACGACGGAAGCCGUACGCCUCACUACGGCUCUCAGACGCCACUGCAUGAUGGGAGCAGAACGCCAGGUCAGAGCGGAGCCUGGGACCCCAACAACCCCAACACACCAUCCAGAAAUGAGGAAGAGUACGACUUUGGCUACGAUGACGAGCCUUCCCCCUCCCCGCAAGGGUACAGUGGAACACCCAACCCACAGACCCCGGGUUACCCAGAAGUCCCCUCUCCGCAGGUCAACCCUCAGUACAACCCUCAAACACCUGGCACGCCUGCUAUGUAUAACACAGAGCAGUAUUCUCCCUAUGCGGCCCCUUCACCGCAAGGCUCUUAUCAGCCCAGCCCCAGUCCUCAGAGCUACCACCAGGUGGCGCCCUCACCAGUUGGCUACCAAAACACGCACUCGCCAGCCAGCUACCAUCCGACACCCUCCCCAAUGGCUUAUCAGGCCAGUCCCAGUCCCAGUCCUGUGGGUUACAGUCCCAUGACACCUGGAGCGCCCUCUCCUGGAGGCUAUAACCCUCACACCCCAGGCUCUAACAUUGAGCAGGGCAGCAGCGACUGGGUGACCACAGACAUUCUGGUCCGAGUGAAGGACUCCUUCAUGGACCUGAUGGGACAGACCGGUGUCAUCAGAAGUGUUACGGGAGGGAUGUGUUCAGUGUUCAUGCAGGAGUCGGAGAAGGUGGUCAGUAUCAGCAGUGAUCACCUAGAGCCUGUCACACCAACCAAGAACAACAAGGUUAAGGUGAUUCUUGGAGAGGACCGCGAGGCAACAGGUAUCUUGUUGAGCAUUGACGGAGAUGAUGGUAUUGUUCGCAUGGAGCUGGACGACCAGCUGAAGAUCCUCAACCUGAGGUUCCUGGGACGCCUGGAGCACUGAGAUGCUUCUGAAUGAGUGAGACAGAGACAGAGACAGAGAAAGACAGUGGGACACACGCAGAGUGCAGUGGAAGUACGGAAAACACAAACUUUGUUGCAGAGCUGAUGAAAUUUUUUAUUUUUUUCAACUUUAAAGAAGUCACACACAUACACGCUGCACAGCACAAAAAUCUCUCCUCUGUUUUUUGUUGUUUUUUUUAUUUUUUAAUUAGUAUCACUGUUUCUUAUUAGUGCUCUGAGUCUGUUUUUAGAUCAUUGUUGUUUUGUUUAUCCUGGAGUGGGACAGUUUAAAACAACAAAAACGCAUCUAUGUAUCGUCAAUAAAGUGUGAACCAGUCAA
Solea senegalensis (Senegalese sole) is the source of this 3761-nucleotide messenger RNA. Its product is annotated as transcription elongation factor SPT5. The transcript is spliced from 31 exons. Bases 126 to 3422 code for a protein of 1098 amino acids. Lineage: Eukaryota; Metazoa; Chordata; Actinopteri; Pleuronectiformes; Soleidae. Gene Ontology annotation, biological process: transcription elongation by RNA polymerase II; transcription elongation-coupled chromatin remodeling; regulation of transcription by RNA polymerase II. Gene Ontology annotation, molecular function: protein binding; mRNA binding. Gene Ontology annotation, cellular component: DSIF complex. The record is from RefSeq and is a predicted model, not a curated record.